Molecule: messenger RNA, 983 nt
Organism: Paramecium octaurelia
Lineage: Eukaryota; Ciliophora; Oligohymenophorea; Peniculida; Parameciidae
Source: the annotation of a GenBank genome assembly
AUGAAUUUUGAUUAAAGAAAAAAACUAUUCAAUAAAUAUUAAGACAAAUUAUAUAUAAAAUUGGAACUACAAAAUUAAGAAUAAAGAGUAUCAUAUGCUGAUAAAAAUAACAUAAAAAAAAAUGAUCUUCAAUAGGUUCUAUUUUCUUUGUUACUCCAAUUAUAUUUAAUAAGGAGUUCAAAAAUUUCCAAAACAUGCAGUUGCUGGCAUGUUCAAAGUUUGAAGGACUCCUAAAAUUCUGGUGUUUGCAUCUGGAAAAACGAUUAUUGUAUUUUUCAUUCUAGUUAUUCAUACCAUUCAAAGAUUAGGAAUUAGAUUCUGUGCAAAAACUAUGCUCAAGAAGAUUGUCGAGAACAAGAGUAAUGUGGCUUUGAUUAUGGAUUAUGUAUUGACUUUGUCGAUUGCAGUUUCUUUAAUAAAGAUUAAUGUUAAGAAUCGUCUUAUAAAUGUGUUUCUGAUGGUUCAAAAAGUGUACAAAUGUAAGAAUGUAGUGAUUAUAAAACAGAGAAUGCCUGUACAAAUAAAAAUUAUCAUGGUAAAUACCGUGUUUGGAUUUGGGGAACAGAGAAAAUAUGCACAGAAGUCACAACAUGUGAAUUAUUACCUUCAUAUUUAACCAAUCAUAGUAUGUUUAAGUCUGGGAUUGAUGGAUGUACAAUAAGCGAGAAAGGUUAUGGAUGUACCAAAUAAAUGGGGUCUUGUACGCAAUAUGUGUAUAAUAUUUAAUGCUUCGAAAGUAUAUCAAGAAAAGAUAAUUGUUUUUGGGAUUCAAAAAAUAGUAGAUGUGUUGAAAAGGUGUGUGAAAAUCCACCAUUUACUCAGGAUUAUGAAUGUAAGUCAUAUUUAAGUUAAUGUACAACUAAUGGAGUUUAUUGUGUAUUAAGAAAGUAGUGUAGUGAUGCUUUGGGGUAAAAAUGUGAAUAUCAUAAAAAUCAAUGUUGCAAUACUGCUCCAGAGUUACUUACUAAUUAUCUAUGAUGUUA